AUGGCAGAACAGGCGCUACUUUCCAAAUUGAACGCUCUCUCGCAGGAAGUGAUAUCUCCAGCUUCCCUAGGUCAGCCAACUAUUCUGACGGAGGAAGCGGUCCAGAACUGGCCUCAACGAUCAAGAACUCUUUGUUCUGAGUUUUUCGCACUGGAGUCAAACGAUGAAAAGGAAGAUUGGCUGAGGAUUGUGUUUAUCGAAUUGUUUGAGUUCAUAAAUAAAGGCGAGGAAAACUUUAUUCUAAAGCUCUCAGAUAUUGCGCUUUUUAUUGAGGAGUUGGUGAAUAAUGACAGACAAGCGCCUCAGGCUUCCCUAGUGGGCAAAAUGUUUAUUGCCGUUUCAAGCACUGUGCCAAACAUUGACGAUACGAACACCAUAUCAUUAUGUAGACUCAUACCGUCUUUGCAUGAGGAGCUGUUCAAGUUUAGUUGGGUGUCCUCUAAGCUACUGAAUAAGGAACAGACUACUCUAUUAAGGCAUUUGUUGAAGAAAUCAAAAUAUGAAUUAAAAAAAUAUAAUCUUUUGGCGGAAAAUUCUGUGGGUUAUGCUCAAUUGGUAACAUUAUUGAUAUUAGCAUAUCAUGAUCCUGAUAAUUCUUCCAAGGUUUCUGCAUAUUUGAAAGAAAUAUAUCAUAUUAUGGGAAAAUAUUCUCUGGAUUCGAUUCGUGCUUUGGACGUUAUUUUAGAUGUUUCCAGUCAGUUCAUCACUGAAGACUACCAAUUCCUUACAUCUUUUUUGCAGGAAUCAGAUUUUUGGCCCUCCAACCAUGUGGCCGAUAGUUCAGAAUAUUCAGCUCUAAAUGAAGGUGGUAGCAUGAUUGCGGCUAACAUUAUUUCGUUCAAUUUGUCUCAAUGCAAGGAACAGACUGAUAAGGAAAAUUAUAAGCGAUAUAUGGACAUGUGUUGUAUCCUGAUAAAAAUCGGGUUUAUCAAUUUCUAUUCUAUUUGGGAUAAUGUAAAACCCGAGAUGGAAUCUUUGCAAAAAUAUACCCAGGAUUUGGAAACCGAACUUGAGGCCGAAUCCACCAAAGGAAUAGAAAAUCCUUUGGCUAUGGCAGCUGCUUUAUCCGCCGAAAAUGAGAACGACGAAGACGCCGUUGUUGUGAAUGUUGAUGACAAUGACAAAGAUGUAAUCCCGGUGACAACAAAUGGUGAAGCAAACUUGAAGGACAAGCAGAAAAUUUUUCAAGAAGACACUUUAUCAUAUGGUAAAAUAAAACUAUUGGAACGUUUACUAGUCCAUGGUUGUGUCGUUCCUGUUAUGCACGUUCUAAAGGAAUAUCCGAAGUUACUCUAUGUUAGUCAAUCCAUCCCAAAAUAUUUUGGGAGAGUAUUUGAACACCUUCUGGAUCCAUUGUAUACAUCCAUGACAUCUUGUUGUGAGUCGAACGGUAUGACAUCUGCCUUGAUGAUAACUCGGAUAGACAAUGGAAUUCUGGCUCACAAGCCAAGAUUGAUCCAUCAAUAUAAAACGCAUGAUCCAUUUGAAUCACUAGAAUUGAAUACAAAAUAUUUUUUUUAUUACUCUGAAUGGGACUGUGCCUUUACUCCAUUUACAUCGGUUGAUGACCUAUUUGAAAACUCCCAUGCUUAUUUAUCUAUCAUUGGGCCAUAUCUAGCGAAGGUCCCCAUGCUAUUGAGUAAAAUUUCACGUAUUGGUGUGGCUGACAUUCAGAAGAAACAAAGCUCUGAGUCCCAGCAGGAUACAGUUGACAAAUGGAUAGAUUAUGUAAGAAAGUUCAUCUUCCCUGCCACCCCUCUAUUACAGAAUAACCCAAUCGCUACAUCAGAAGUUUAUGAAUUAAUGAAACUUUUCCCCUUUGAAAAAAGAUACUUUAUAUACAACGAAAUGAUGACAAAAUUAUCUCUUGAAAACUUGCCAAUUAAGGUGAGCUUCAAUAAAGCCGAAAGAGAAGCGAAGAGUAUCUUAAAGGCCUUGAGUAUAGAUACUAUAGCCAAAGAAUCUAGAAGGUUCGCCAAAUUGAUUUCUACAAAUCCCUUGGCUUCAUUGAUACCAGCCGUCAAACAGAUAGAAAAUUACGAUAAAGUUUCCGAGCUCGUUGUUUAUACCACGAAAUAUUUCAACGAUUUUGCGUAUGAUGUACUGCAGUUUGUGUUAUUACUGCGCUUAACUUAUAACAGACCUGCUGUUCAAUUUGACGGUGUCAACCAGGCUAUGUGGGUCCAGAGACUGUCAAUAUUUAUUGCUGGUUUGGCCAAAAAUUGUCCUGAUAUGGAUAUUUCAAAUAUUAUCACUUAUAUUUUAAAGACUUUGCAUAAUGGGAAUAUUAUAGCUGUUUCCAUCCUAAAAGAGUUGAUCACUACUGUUGGUGGCAUCAGGGAUUUAAAUGAAGUUAACAUGAAGCAAUUACUGAUGUUAAAUUCAGGAAAACCAUUGAAACAAUACGCAAGACAUUUAAUAUAUGACUUUAGAGAUGAUAACUCCGAUAUCGCAGCAAGAUUAACCUCCUUUUUCACCAACCAAAAUGCUAUUUCCGAAAUCAUUCUUUUGUUGUACGCCUUAAAUCUGAAGGCAAAUACGCAAGAUUCUCAUUAUAAAAUUUUAUCUACUAGGUGCGAUGAGAUGAAUACAUUAUUAUGGUCAUAUAUUGAAUUAAUCAAACACUGUUUAAAAACGAAAGCAUUUGAGGAAAACGUUCUUUCAUUUGUAGAAUUGACAAACAGGUUCCAUUUAUCGACACCAUGGGCGUUCCACAUAUGGAGAGAUUAUUUGGAUAAUCAAUUGAAUACGAAUGAAAAUAUUUCAAUCGAGCAACUGAUCGAAGGUGUAGAGUUUAACGACGUUGAUUUAACGAAGAUAUCAAAAGAUCUUUUCACCACGUUUUGGAGACUAUCGUUAUAUGAUAUUCAUUUUGAUAAAUCAUUAUAUGAUGAACGUAAGAAAACUCUGUCCGGAGAAAAUACGGAUCAGUUGUCGAACAGGAAAAAACAUUUAAUUCAGAAUCAGAUCAAAGACAUUUUGGUCACUGGAAUUUCUCAUCAAAGAGCAUUCAAGAAAACUGCAGAAUUUGUGUCCGAAAAAUCAACCAUAUGGGAUAAAGAUUGUGGGGAAAAUCAAAUUAAAAUUUUUUUGCAAAAUUGUGUUGUACCGAGAGUUUUAUUUUCUCCUUCUGAUGCUCUUUUCUCCUCAUAUUUUAUCUUUAUGGCUUUUAGUACGGAAAAUUUGAUGUCAAUACUGAAUACUUUCAUCACCUCAAACAUUCUAAAAACACUGCUGUUUUGUUGCACUAGUUCUGAAGCAGGUAAUUUAGGUCUUUUUUUCACCAAUGUUUUGAAAAGGCUGGAAGAAAUGAGGUUGAGCGGUGAGUUCAAUGACCAAGCUUCUAGGAAGUUAUAUGAAUGGCAUUUAGUUAUCACAGAACAAAUCAUUGAUCUUUUGUCCGAAAAAAACUACAUGUCAAUCAGAAAUGGUAUCGAAUUCAUGAAGCACGUUACAAGUGUUUUUCCGAUAGUGAAAACACAUAUCCAGUUGGUUUACACCACCUUGGAGGAAAACUUGGUGAAUGAAGAAAGAGAGGACAUCAAACUACCAAGCAGUGCGUUAAUAGGCCACUUGAAGGCGCGAUUAAAGAAUGCUUUAGAAUUGGAUGAAUUCUGUACUUUAACUGAGAAGGAAGCUGAACAAAAGAAGAUACUUGAAAUGGAGAUGGAAGAAAUUAAGAGUUAUGAAACAGCCUACCAAAAUGAACUCAAGCAAAUGGCUUUGAGAAAAAAGCUAGAACUCAACAAAUCGCAAAGACUUCAAAAUGAUUCAUCUAAAACCGCUACCAGCGAUACUACUGAACCACAUACUAAGGAAAAAUAUACCUAUUCACGCGAUGAACCUGUUAUUCCAAUUAAGCCUUCUAGCAGCCAAUGGUCCUAUUCUAAAGUUACCAGGCAUUUGGAUGAUAUUAACCACUAUUUGGCCAGUAAUCAUUUACAAAAAGCAAUUUCCUUGGUGGAAAAUGAAAGUGAAACUUGGAAUUUGAAAAACUUAUCAAAACAAAAUAUGCCAAUUUUCGAUUUUAGAAACUUGACUUUAGAAAUAUUUGAAAGAUAUUUCAGAUCAUUAAUCCAAAACCCUCAGAACCCAGAUUUCGCUGAAAAAAUUGAUGCGCUUAAGAGGCACAUUAAAAACCUAUCACGUGAGCCAUACGCUGGUACACUUAAUCCCCACUCUGAAUCUUCUGCCCCUGAAUAUACUAAGAGGUCAAGUAGGUAUGGAGGCGUAGAUGCAUAUGGUAGUUCCAACUAUAGAGCUUCAGGUAAUGAUCGUUCUGGACUGAAAAAUAGUAAGCCAAGCAACAGUUACCCUCACAAGAGGUCGGAACUGCCCGCCAGACCUAGUAAAGGCAAGGCAUAUAAUGAUAGAAGCAGGCCAGUUAGAUCAACCGGAGCUGACAGAGGUGACAACUUUGAACAGCAAAGGGAAAAUCGUUCACGAGAAGAUUAUAAGAAGACUAAUUCACAACGUUCACAGCUGCGGUUUCCGGAAAAGCCAUCUCAAGAAAUUAAAGGCAGUAAUAAGAACACUGCAUACCAACCUUCUUCCUACAAGCGCGAUUUGCCUUCAGAUAACGACGAAAAGCCAAAUAAAAGGUUCAAGAGGGAUGAUGAAAAUAGAAGCAAAUUCCAGGUACAAGACUACAGAAAUACACGAGACAGUGGUGCCAACCGUAGACCCAAUGAGAGUCAAAGAUAUAACACAAAUAGAAAGGGUAAUACCCAAGUGCUCCCACAGGGUCCUAAGGGAGGAAACCAUGUUAGCAGGUAUCAGAGGUAA
Molecule: messenger RNA, 4785 nt
Organism: Saccharomyces kudriavzevii IFO 1802
Lineage: Eukaryota; Fungi; Ascomycota; Saccharomycetes; Saccharomycetales; Saccharomycetaceae
Gene: THO2
Product: Tho2p
Exons: 1
Coding region: 1-4785 (1594 amino acids)
Biological process (GO): mRNA export from nucleus; mRNA processing
Cellular component (GO): THO complex part of transcription export complex
Molecular function (GO): mRNA binding
Source: RefSeq, a predicted model, not a curated record